AUGAAUAGGACAUUGUUCAUUGUCACAGUUGUUACCUUGCUGCUGCUGGUAUCAUCUAUCAAGAGUGUCGAUGCUGAAAGAAUCAAUAUUAUACAGGACGAUGUAUCUGAGGCAUCAGCAGCAGUAGUCUCAUCAUCAUCUUCAAUAGAUUAUGAGACAAGAAAUAAUACAGGUACAACAGAUAGCAGCAGCAGCAGCAGCAGCAGCAGCAGCAGCAGCAGCAGCAGAAGUAGUAGUAGUAGUAAUACACAAUCAAACUCAAUCAAUGAUGAUGGGCUCAUAACCGAACCAACAACACAACCUCCAUUACCAACACCAUCGAUAAUACCAACAUUCAUACCAACGACACCUCCCAACCCACCUUGCCAGGCUUGCUUCCCUGGCACCUAUCACAACAACAAUACAGAGGUCGCAAACUGCUCUCUGUGCGACGAUGGCUACUGCAGCUACGCUAGUGCAUGCACUUCCUGUCCCGCUGGUAGCUUUGCCAGUGAGAAUGCAUCAACCACAUGUGAGACCUGUCAUCCAGGCUUCAUAUCCAAGCAAGAGGGACAGGCUCAAUGUGAUCCAUGUCCACAAGGAACGACUAGUGAUGACACACAUACCAUCUGUGUCAACUGUCCAGCAGGCACUGCAUCAUACCAACAAGGCGAUGAAUGUCUACCAUGCCUCCCAGGCUACUAUAGUGGCGUUCGUGCAGAGUUCUGUAAUCAAUGUGAGCCAGGAACGUACAAUGAGUUCCUGGGUCAAUCCCAAUGCACAGACUGUGGCGUUGGAAAGUACAACCCAAUGAUGGGUCAAAAGGCUGCGACAGCAUGUAAGUCUUGUCCCAGUGGCAAGUACUGCCCUGAGCAGGCCACUCAACAACCAAUCGAUUGUCCAUCUGGUCACUACUGUCCACCAGAGUCAGCGGCACCACUGCCAUGCCAUUCUCUGUUCCAGUCGAGUACCAAUUCAUCGCGAUGCUCACCCGACAAAUGGUUCUACUUCAUUGUGGUUGGAGUUGCAAUGGUGAUAUUGAUAACGUCGGUGGCCAUAUGGAGGUACAAUCGAUACAAGAAACAGAAGAAGAUGGACAUUGCAAAGGAGGUCGAACGAUUGAUCCCCAAGCCAAUGGAUGGUCCAGAGUAUGGAGGAUUCUAA
Acytostelium subglobosum LB1 is the source of this 1143-nucleotide messenger RNA. RefSeq lists its product as hypothetical. The transcript is spliced from 2 exons. NCBI's taxonomy places the organism in Eukaryota, Evosea, Eumycetozoa, Acytosteliales, Acytosteliaceae. The record is from RefSeq and is a predicted model, not a curated record. Bases 1 to 1143 code for a protein of 380 amino acids.